Molecule: messenger RNA, 2100 nt
Organism: Aplosporella prunicola CBS 121167
Lineage: Eukaryota; Fungi; Ascomycota; Dothideomycetes; Botryosphaeriales; Aplosporellaceae
Exons: 1
Coding region: 8-1756 (582 amino acids)
Biological process (GO): tRNA wobble base 5-methoxycarbonylmethyl-2-thiouridinylation
Cellular component (GO): elongator holoenzyme complex; cytoplasm; nucleus
Molecular function (GO): iron-sulfur cluster binding; acyltransferase activity, transferring groups other than amino-acyl groups
Source: RefSeq, a predicted model, not a curated record
CACCACCAUGGCAACCCUCACCCUCACAGAGGCCCGCGUCCCUCGUCGCCUGCCCAAAAAUGUCAAGCUGCCGCCCGAGAACGAGCGCUACAUGCGCGCCUGCGCCGACAUUGCCAGCGCCCUCAUCCAGGACUACGAGGCCCAGCUCGACAGCUCCAAGCCCAAGCGCGACAUCAACCUAAACGCCCUGCGCGGCCAGAUGGCCAAAAAGCACUUCCUCAGCACCCAGCCGCCGCUGACGGCCAUCAUCGCCGCCGUGCCCGAGCACUACAAGAAAUACAUUCUGCCCAAGCUCAUCGCCAAGCCCAUCCGCACCUCGUCAGGCAUUGCCGUCGUCGCCGUCAUGUGCAAGCCGCACCGCUGCCCGCACAUUUCCUACACGGGCAACAUCUGCGUCUACUGCCCUGGUGGUCCCGACUCCGACUUUGAAUACUCGACUCAGUCGUACACGGGCUACGAGCCGACAUCUAUGCGCGCCAUCCGCGCGCGCUACGAUCCCUACGAGCAGGCGCGUGGUCGCGUCGACCAGAUCAAGAGCCUGGGUCACAGUGUCGACAAGGUCGAGUACAUCAUCAUGGGCGGCACCUUCAUGUCGCUGCCGGAGAGCUACCGCGACGAAUUCAUCUCGCAGCUGCACAAUGCGCUGAGCGGCUACCAGACGACCAACGUCGACGAGGCCGUGGCCGCCGGCGAGAUGAGCAACGUCAAGUGUGUCGGCAUCACCAUCGAGACGCGCCCCGACUACUGCCUGGACCAGCACCUGAGCGCAAUGCUGCGGUACGGGUGCACGCGGCUCGAGAUUGGCGUGCAGAGCCUGUACGAAGACGUGGCGCGCGACACGAACCGCGGACACACUGUCGCGGCCGUGGCAGAGACGUUCAAGCUCGCCAAGGACGCUGGCUUCAAGGUCGUCUCGCACAUGAUGCCGGACCUGCCAAACGUGGGCAUGGAGCGCGACCUGGACCAGUUCCGCGAGUACUUCGAGAACCCCGCCUUCCGCACCGACGGACUUAAGAUCUACCCCACGCUCGUCAUCCGUGGCACCGGCCUGUACGAGCUGUGGCGCACCGGCCGCUACAAGAACUACACGCCGAACGCGCUGGUCGACCUUGUUGCGCGCAUCCUCGCCCUCGUGCCCCCCUGGACCCGCAUCUACCGCGUGCAGCGCGACAUUCCGAUGCCGCUGGUGACGGCAGGCGUCGAGAACGGCAACCUGCGCGAGCUGGCGCUGGCGCGGAUGAAGGACUUUGGGACGUCGUGCCGCGACGUGCGGACGCGCGAAGUCGGCAUCAACGAGGUGAAGAACAAGAUCCGGCCGAACCAGGUAGAGCUAGUGCGGCGCGACUACGUGGCCAACGGCGGGUGGGAGACGUUCCUGGCGUACGAGGACCCCAAGCAGGACAUAUUGAUCGGGCUGCUGCGGCUGCGCAAGUGCAGCGUGUCGCACACGUUCCGCAAGGAGCUCACGGGGCAGCCGACCAGCAUGGUGCGCGAGCUGCACGUCUACGGCACCGCGGUGCCCAUGCACAGUCGCGACCCCAAGAAGUUCCAGCACCAGGGCUACGGCACCCUGCUCAUGGAGGAGGCGGAGCGCAUUGCGCGCCACGAGCACGGCUCCAAGAAGCUGUCAGUCAUCUCGGGCGUCGGUGUCAGGAACUACUACCGCAAGCUGGGUUUCUGGAACGAUGGCGUUUACAUGAGCAAGUGGCUGAACGACGAGGACGCGGAGGACGAGAGCAGCGACGAGGAGGCCUAGACGGGAGGAGUGAGGGGCUGCUCGAAGGCGCAUCCAUGCAUUUCCAGGCGUUAAAAUGGGCGGGGCGGGAUGGUGUGGCUUGGCGGAGCAUAUAUGGUGUUUUUUGUUUGAUGGCAUAAGAGUACGAAGUGAAAACAAUGGCAUUACGUGGGGACAGACACGGGCACGGGUUUAUGGAAAGCAUUCGUUUAGAGAUGAAUAGAGGGAAAAAAAGAAAGCCGAGCUGGGUGGGCGCGUUGACGGCACGCGUCUUAACUACACAGUACCUACCUACCUACCUAACGUAGUUGACAGAAGAGCAAGGACACACGCCAUUGAACAAGUAGGCACAGUACAACCUCCGA